Messenger RNA from Neocloeon triangulifer, 1186 nucleotides. RefSeq lists its product as uncharacterized. NCBI's taxonomy places the organism in Eukaryota, Metazoa, Arthropoda, Insecta, Ephemeroptera, Baetidae. The transcript is spliced from 2 exons. The coding region runs from base 137 to 1186 and encodes 349 amino acids. The record is from RefSeq and is a predicted model, not a curated record.
UAAAAGAAUCUUCUGGAGUUUAAUUUAAUUAUUAUUCGCCCUUUGUGUUGGCCAACCGUACAAAAUGGUGACCCCGCCUACUUGAUGACGACACGAGCCACAGCUGCCGAGCUCAUCACGUGACUUGCUGCGAUUGAUGGAAUCAACCACAACAUCAUCCACCGCACACACACCGACUGCAUCCACGUCCGACGCAGACACACCGCCGACCACAGAGCAAGAAGAAACACACCUGCUAACCGGUGAGAUCGUUCAAAUUACGCCCACCGCAAAGCCAACCGCCAAAAUGUCUGACUCUAUGGACCUUUUCAAAAAUCCUCAAAUAGCCUUUAAGCUUCUUGAGAGGAAGUUAGUUAAAGAUAACGUCACCUCAGAGUCGGACAAAUAUUAUGUUCUGUGUGAGAUUCUCAACCAAGGAGAGCUCACACCCUCAGUAGCCAAGCUCAUUUUGAAUGAGCCGAAUGAAAAUCCCUACAACACUCUCAGAGAUGAAUAUUUUAGAUCUGGCCACCCAGAUGAUUACCAGGCUGUUCGCCUAGCCUUGCAAAAACAAAGCAGAAAUGACAUGAAACCGUCCGAUUUUUAUGACCAACUAUUUGCCCUCGCUGAAUUAGAUGGCAAAUACAAAGAAAAUGACAUUGUUAUCGGCGACGUAGAGCAGGCCUGGAUAAAAUCAUUGCCAUGGGCAACUACCGUUGUGGCGAUCCACAAGACGCAAGGCUUGAACGCUGCCAAAAUUGCUGCGGACGCACUCUACGCCAACGGUAAAGCUAAUCCAAAUGCCUCACCUUCGGUUUUCACGGCUACUGCUUCCAAGGUUGCCCCAUUUGUUCCACAGGUUGCGGAGACCGGCAUCAGCGCUGAGCAGGCCAAGAUCAACAAAAGUCUGCAAGAGCAAAUCUACAACGUGAACUCCAAGUUGGACAAGAUCAUUAGCAAGCUGGACUCUGGCACCGGAAGCAAUCAACGAGGCAGAAGCACCAGCCGCGGCAACAACAACCAACGCAGCGGCAGCACCAGCUGGCAAGAAAAGCGCACAAUUGGAACGGAUGGCGUUUGCUGGUACCACACAAACUACGCUGUCACACGCUGCUGCGUUACGGGAUGCGUGAAAGCAGCUGAAUUCAAGGGAGAGUAUGUCCUCAAACCGUGGCAGUCAAAAAAUGCCGCGGGCAAGAGUCAGUAG